Messenger RNA from Tripterygium wilfordii, 989 nucleotides. RefSeq names its product DNA repair RAD52-like protein 2, chloroplastic. The record is from RefSeq and is a predicted model, not a curated record. Gene Ontology annotation, biological process: double-strand break repair via homologous recombination. Lineage: Eukaryota; Viridiplantae; Streptophyta; Magnoliopsida; Celastrales; Celastraceae. The transcript is spliced from 4 exons. Gene Ontology annotation, molecular function: DNA binding. Bases 110 to 739 code for a protein of 209 amino acids.
ACAAACUCCGGGAAACUGAAUUAAAACAAGAGACUGAGGCUUGCAGUAAAAGGAGGAGAAGAAGAAGAAGUAAGUGAUUAACCUUCUUGUUCACAAGCCAUCUCAAGAGAUGGGUUUGCAAUUGCGCUGCAAUGGGGGAGUCACGAUGUUACCCGGCUCGGGUUUGGAGGUAUCACGGGGCGGUAGUAAUAGACGGAGUCAAAGGAUGGGAGGAAGACAACCUCAUCUGGCGGGGCUCGUUAUGGCCGUCAACGGAGGCGAUGGUGGCGGCGUCGAAGGUAGCAAGAAGAAAGCGGUGCCGAAUUCGAACUAUGUGGUGCCGAUGGACAAGUCCUUUUCGUCUUCCUAUGCGACCUGCAUCACUCGACCUCUGGUUGAGAUCCUCCGAGACCUGAACAAGAGGAUCCCCGAAAACAUCGUUAAACCUCCUCCUUCUCAUUAUCCUUCCUCCUCCACCUUCUCUGUCCCCUGGUACCAUGCCAAUCGGAUGUUGAGCUUCUACGCCCCUGGGUGGUGUGGAGAAAUACGUGAUGUUGUGUUCUCUGACAAUGGAAGUGUGACUGUGGUCUACCGUGUCACUUUACGGGGAUCUGAUGGAGAGGCACAUCGGGAGUCAACUGGGACAGUAUCAUCCAGUGAGCCCAACAUUGCGGAUCCAGUUGCUGCAGCUGAAGAAAUAGCUUUCUGCAAAGCAUGUGCUCGCUUCGGUCUUGGCUUGUAUCUGUAUCAUGAAGAAUAGAUGCCAUUAAGUGGCGAGGAGUUGGAAUGUAGUUCUUUGUUGCUUUAGUUGAGAAACCAGGAAGUACCAACAUCUGCACUUCAAGUGGAUGUAAAUAUCUUAGAUUAGUUCAGAUAAACUCAAGUUUGGAAUGCGGGAAACUAUCGCAGAAAAAUUAUUAUGUGAAACUGUGUUAUUACUCUGAAAUCAAAGUUGUGAGCACAAAAGAAAUAGAAGUUUGAAUUGAUGCAAACGAUUUAUCUCUUUUCUU